CACGCUGCCGAGAUCUACUUCAUAAAAGCCCACAUUGCCCGGAUGUUGGGGACUUGGUUGCUGGCGGACAAGUCUGGAGGUAGAAAUUAUGGUUGCCGGCUUGUCCCGUUGCUAGGUGGGGGAUUUGAGGACAUUGGCCGAUUCAGCUGGGGAUCUGCGGUUUUGACACACUUGUUCAGGAAUUUGUGUGAAUUGACAGAUGCCCGUCGAACUGACAUGGGUGGUUGCCAUAUUCUCCUUCAAAUUUGGGCAUGGAUACGAUUCCCACCCAUUGCUCCACCCCUUCCUCCUCAUCCAGAGCCGGGCACACAUUAUGGAUGCCGGUUUAAUACUGUAGAAAAAUUUAAACCUCAUGAGGUCAUUCAUUAUCGGGCAACAUUGGACACACUCUGUAGAGAUGAGGUGGUUUGACAGCCAUAUAUCGAUUAUGAGUGGCUUGACGUGACUCUAGAGCAGCAGUACCUGUGGCUUGCUGCCACACCUAUUAUCUACUUCCACACAGUAGAGGCAUGUCAACCGG
Gastrolobium bilobum is the source of this 520-nucleotide messenger RNA. RefSeq names its product protein MAIN-LIKE 2-like. Lineage: Eukaryota; Viridiplantae; Streptophyta; Magnoliopsida; Fabales; Fabaceae. The transcript has 3 exons. The coding region runs from base 43 to 411 and encodes 122 amino acids. The record is from RefSeq and is a predicted model, not a curated record.